This is a messenger RNA of Penicillium diatomitis, 264 nucleotides long. RefSeq lists its product as uncharacterized. Lineage: Eukaryota; Fungi; Ascomycota; Eurotiomycetes; Eurotiales; Aspergillaceae. The transcript is spliced from 2 exons. Bases 1 to 264 code for a protein of 87 amino acids. The record is from RefSeq and is a predicted model, not a curated record.
AUGGCCUUAAACUGCACCAGACUACUCACUCAAUGGAUUGGGAUUGGACUCACGCUUGACUUUGUGGUCCACGAUACCGUUGGCACAUUUCAACUGGCCUUCAAACCCAUCACGCUCGUCUGUCAAAGCAAAAAACUCGUUCAACUGUCGCUACCGGCUUCGGCUUACGGACCUCUCCCACAAGAUGGCCAUGGCCGGGACAAGAAUUAUCCACGACUCGAAGAUCUGCAGGAUCUCGGAAAGGGGGUCAGUCUUGCCCCAUGA